UGGGUUGAAAUCAGACACGAGCAUCGACGGGUCUCUUCCUCCUCGGCUCGCUGGGUUUAUCAGCGUCAGCUCGACCUCUCACAUGUAGAAAGUGGCUCCGUCUUUCUCCCCUUUUGGACACUAAAUGACACGCGUUUAAACUUUUCUUCGGUUCCAUGAACUUCCUCACUAUUGGGUAGGUGCUCCUGAAGUUGGCGCUAUCGUGUCAUGAAAGCCAGGGAAAACAAGCGGGGUCCAGGGCUUGCAUGCUGGAUGUACAUUUAUUUAAUACUGAAUUAACAUGAACACAGGCUCGGCGAGUGUCUUUGCACGAGCUGACGAAGGAAGAAAGCAUGGACCCUGCCAGACAGAUGCGCAAAGAGGAGAUAAGCAAAUCUCUGACAUUUAUACAGACUUCCUGACCCGGUUAGUGUGCAACCUGCUCGAUGAGGGAAACGCAUCGUUCAAGGACAGAGACUGGGAGCAGGCGGUGAGAGAGUUCAGUGAAGGUUUGAAUGUCUCCUGCUAUGCUGCAGCAGAGGAGAUCCAGAUCCCCGAAGCUUUGCUGGAGAGCCUGUAUGUAAACCGGGCUGCUGCCUACCACAGUAUGGGGGAAUAUGAUCGGGGCGUGAAUGACUGCGAAGGAGCUCUGAAAGUCUGUAAGGACAGCCGCAGGGCGCUGUACAGGAAGGCUCUUUGUUUGAAGGAGCUCGGGAAGUACAAGGAGGCCUACAACUGCACCACGGACUGCCUGCUCAUUAGUCGUCUGGUAAAGGACAAACAGGUGAACGAGCUCGCACAGGAGCUGGCCAUCCAUCUGGGACUAAAAAAUCGAAAACCAUAUAUCGGCACAAAGGACAGCACACUUAUCAAGAGAGGUGUCACAAAUGGAAACAUGACUUCUGAAGCCAUCAAGGUGUCUGGUGCUCACGUAGGAAAUGGUAUGAAUCCUCUGAGUGGCCUCGCACCAGUCAGCUUUCCCAGCAUCCCUCAGUCCCCCAUUACCUCGCCCGCUCCCAGCGGCCUCCAGCCGGCUGUCACUUUGGACGACUCCGAGCGGUUGGGGGACGACUUGGACAGCCUGCUCGACUGCUUCCCCAACGGGCAGGAGCCACCUGAGACCCCCACCCAGGCAGCAUUCUCAGACCCCAGCAGGGCAUCCACCUGCGAGCACACAGUUCCUUCGGUCCUCCCAGCCCCAACACCCCAGCUACCCCCGGCCUUCUUCAGCUCGGCCGUCAGCCACCUCAACUCCCUGGACUCCUUUUCAGGUGGUGGGUGCAGCACCACAGCUGCGACACUGGAUGCCCUAGACGAUCUCCUGACCUCUGGAAGUGGAGGUGGUGCGGGCACUUCGAAGCUAGCACUGACCUCCGCGGCGCUGAAUGCUCUGGGCGGCCUUGAUGCUCUGGAUAGCCUUGAUGCUCUGGAUAGCCUUGAUGCCCUGGAUGACUUAUUGGAUACGACUCCAGGUUCUGCUGCUGCUGGGAAUGAGUCCAAAACAGAACUGGAGGAAGGGGAGAAGUCCCUCGAUGAUUUGCUAGAUGAAAUAGAUCCCCUGGCGACCGUCUCUGAUCCAGGUGGCCAGAGUGGUGAAGUCCCUAACACUGGUGUUAUAUCUGUGGACCCACUUGACAUCCUUGAUGCCCUGGACUCCUUUCCCUCAGUGGACGGUGUUGUGGCAGCUUCGCCAGCAAACUCCAUCGGGGGAACAGGUCUAGACUCGCUCUCCGGUUUUAGCUCAACUGGUAUCAAAAGAUCUCUUACUGCUGCAGCUCCAGUUACGCGAUCUCCAAAGAAUAACUACAAAGAGAAGAAUAACCAGGCGCCGGUGACAGUUUCUAACCCGUUGUCCUCCACUCAUGAGUUCCUGCAGGCCUGCUCUGCCUGUUUCCCUCGGAAAGGUAAAGGCAUAUAUACGUACGUUCACAAGCCAGACCUGGUCCACAGCUGCGAGCGAGACAUUCUGUUAUGCAGACUAAAGGCAGGCCCCUCUUCAGAGUGGACCAGAGUGCGACAGAUGCCAACCUGGACUUCCUUCAGUGGGCCGUUUGUACUUUGCAGGGAGCUGCUGAAGUCCGGGGAUUUGGGCCUGUGUAAAUUCGGAGAGCAAUGCACGUUUGCCUACAACCAGCUGGAGAUCGAUGUUUGGACAGAAGAGAGGAAGGGGAAGCUGGACAGAAACCUGCUGUUUGAAACAUCAGUUUUCAAACUGGACCCCGUAAACGACAUCAUCCGCCUCAUGCAGGAACACAAGGGCAUGUUCAUUUCCCUCUGUCAGGAAUGCUAUGACAGUAAACCUAGACUCAUCAGUAAGCGUUGUAGAGACAAUCACACCAUCUGCUCUAACUCGGAUGCUCGCCACACCUUCGAUGCCAAUAAGUGCUUGGCAUUUGUGGUGAGGACCCACUGUGUGAACUACAGAAAGGUCCGACCGUUGGGCGUCCUGUGCCACUUGGAUUUGUGCCGGCCAGCCAUCCGUUACGGCUGCCAGAGAGAGGACAGCUGCAACUAUGCCCACUCCGUUAUAGAGCUCAAAACCUGGAGGGUGCAGCGAGACACAGGUAUCAGCCCUGAUGAGAUUGUGAAAGUAUCCACACAAUAUAAUGACAAGCAGGAGCAAAACGCAAACAAACUGAAAGGAAAUAAAUUGUUUUCUGGAGGUGCUGGGAGCAAACCAAGAGGAGGAGUCGGGAAGAGUCUGAACAUGAACAUGAAGUUUGCCUGUGCUCAGUGCUGGCGGGACGGCCAUAUCCGUGAACCAGACAAAGCCCUCAAGUACUGCACUGCAAAGGCCAAGCACGUGUGGACUAAAGAGAGAUGGUUACUGCUGGUCAAGUCCUUGGAGAGAAGUAAAUGGGUUCAGGUCCGACCGCUGCCACAUACCAAGAACUUCCCUAUGCACUAUGAUAUAUGUACUCAGAUUUUGGGGAAAAAGAAAUGUAACUACUCUGGGAACUGCACGUUUGCUCACAGCCAAGAGGAGAAGGACAUGUGGAUGUAUAUGAAGAAUAAAGACUUGCGGGACAUGCAGCAGAUAUAUGACAUGUGGUUGAAUUUAACUGCCCAAAACCGACAAGCAGAUGGAGCCAUGCUCACCCAGCCCGUCCCAGAAGAGAAAAACAUUGUCAUGCCAACUGACUAUGCUGAGCUCAUGAGUGGCUUCUACUGCCAUCUGUGUGGUAAGCACAGUAACGGUGAGCGACAGUGGCAGCAGCACAUCUCCUCUGAGAAGCACAAGGACCGAGUGUUCAGCUGUGAAGGAGAAGACGAAGCUCUGACGUGGAGCUACCGUUUCCCUGGCACAUGCUUUGAACUCUGCCCCAAGAAGCAUGGCGGCUGUCCCGAUGGUGUGAGCUGCGACUAUGCCCACAGCUUAGAGGAGCUGCAGGAGUGGACUGAGAGACGGGAUUUACUGCGACGGAAGCUGGCCAAAGCCAGGGAAGACAUGCUCAUCAUGCCCGAUGAGUGUGACUUUGGGAAGUACAAUUAUCUACUUCAGGACUGAAAAGACUAAUAUAAUUUUUUUUUUUACUUUGUCAGCCAUAACUGCCAAACUAGCAUUCAAGUUUCUUUAAAUCAUGACCCAAAUCAGCAGGUGACAUGAUCAAAAUAGCAGUAUUUACAAUUGUCCUGCCAAAAGAUCACUUAAAGUAAUACACAAAGCUCAUGUAUUUGCAUUUCCAAACAUGUGGUAUACACUCUUUACUUUAUGUUGGUAAGUCUUUGAAUUUCUUCUGACUGUAUGGAACAUUUUUAGAGCUACUUUUGCACAUGUCUAUUCGGCGAAAACAUCAAUACAAAACUAAACUCAGUGCUGUGAAAGUAAGGCUCGUGUUGGUUCCACUCUAAAAAAAACACAGCAGAUACAGACACAUCCCAGAAUAACCAUAAAAGGUUCAUAUUUAACCAAACAUGGUCGUGUAAUAUGACCCAUGUGACAUUCACAAAUAAUUUAGUCAAAUUGUUUUGUUUUUUUUCCCUUCUGUUUGUGUCCUGUUUGAGCAGGGAGUAAUAAUAACAGCACUGCCAUGCCACAGUUCACUAAGAGAGGAUGUUCAAGGCUUCAACUUCUCAUUAAAAUACUCCCAACAAAUGAUUGCUCAAAGUCUCAAUAAACAUUUGACAUGUUCA
This is a messenger RNA of Etheostoma spectabile (orangethroat darter), 4113 nucleotides long. Its product is annotated as zinc finger CCCH domain-containing protein 7B. The transcript is spliced from 22 exons. The record is from RefSeq and is a predicted model, not a curated record. The coding region runs from base 281 to 3487 and encodes 1068 amino acids. Gene Ontology annotation, biological process: miRNA processing. Gene Ontology annotation, molecular function: metal ion binding; miRNA binding; protein binding. Lineage: Eukaryota; Metazoa; Chordata; Actinopteri; Perciformes; Percidae.